AUGUCUUCCAAUCCAUCAUACAGCCAUUACGACAUUCCUUGCGAUUUGUCGAACGCCAAAUACCAGAACAGUGAGCGGUCGGCGAGUAUCUCCACAACUGGUUCAUGUACCAGCAUUCUUUCCGGUAGUGCUGGUUGUGACCUUCGCCCUCUUACCGCAAAGAAAUCUUCCGAUCGGUUUUCUUGCAUCUUAAUCAUCGUUGCCAUUAUUCUUUCACUCUUCUGCGUCGUCCUUAGCGCAUGCGUUGCAGUUUUGUUCUUCAAUCUGGAACAAGUUCGAGCACAACUUCAGAAAGAAACAAACAAUUUGUUUGACAGGAAGAUCUGUCUGCUUUGCGACGAACUGACCUUGUCCCCAUUUGACGAAGAAAAUGAGGCUACAAGAGAACUGGACGUGAAGUCAGAUUUUAACGGUGAUAGGGUGUGCUGCGCGAACGAUGCCAGGCAGUCUAAGAUCAUGUUUGACUUGCUUUUCAAGAAAAAGAACAAGAUUACAUGCAUUGAAGAGACCAACGCCGCCCAAACAUCUUGUAAUCGGACAUUACCUAACACAGGCUUUUUGACCGGAAGAUCAUCCGCACAUCUUCAUAUAGGCAUACAAAACACAGGUCCAAACAACG
This is a messenger RNA of Ylistrum balloti, 619 nucleotides long. RefSeq lists its product as uncharacterized. The record is from RefSeq and is a predicted model, not a curated record. The annotation marks the transcript as partial. Lineage: Eukaryota; Metazoa; Mollusca; Bivalvia; Pectinida; Pectinidae. The transcript has 3 exons.